Molecule: messenger RNA, 528 nt
Organism: Arabis nemorensis
Lineage: Eukaryota; Viridiplantae; Streptophyta; Magnoliopsida; Brassicales; Brassicaceae
Source: the annotation of a GenBank genome assembly
AUGGAUAUAGAUUUUGAAUUGAAAUUUAACCGUUAUCCGAUUUUUUCAGGAAGCAAGAGGCGAUUUUCUCUCUUGAGCUCAACUUUCUCGUUCUCGUUUUCUGGUGGCAAGCGGCUCCUUCAGUCGGGACUUGUGAUUUGGGGAGGUGGAGUCGCCGGAUUCGGUGACCGUCAGAGUUUGGGUCACCUUUCGUUGGUGGUUCCUUCUUCCAUGUCUUGUCUCCUUCGUGCUCGAGUUGAUCUAUGGUUCGUGCGCGUCCCUGUUGAUGGUGGUGGAGAUGGAAAGGGUUUCUCUGCUGGUUUAGGUGGAAGCAGAUCGAUGGGUGUUUUGAACGACAAAGGCUUGGGAUCGAGUGGUUGGUGUGUAUGGGUUCGAUCUUGUUCGGCAAAGGUAUCGAAUUCAAAGGACGGAGAGAUGUCAGAGCUUUGGGUGAAUGAUGGUCUCGGAAUUCGUCUUCCCUCUUCCACCGCUUUUAGUGUAGCCAAUAAUCAGUUUUCGCUUUUAGUUUUCAAUAGUCAGUUCUUGUAA